Rhizophagus irregularis DAOM 181602=DAOM 197198 is the source of this 483-nucleotide messenger RNA. NCBI's taxonomy places the organism in Eukaryota, Fungi, Glomeromycota, Glomeromycetes, Glomerales, Glomeraceae. The record is from RefSeq and is a predicted model, not a curated record.
AUGAAAAAUAGAACAACACCCAAUAAAAAAUGUAAAAAUAAAAAAAAAGAAAUGAAAAAAAAAAAAAAUAAUGAAAAAAAAAGAGAUGAAAACUCCUUUUUCAUUUUUAAACGAUUGGCAAGAGACACUUUGAAUAAUCAUUAUUCCCUAUUAAACUCUAAGCAACAAGCAAAAGAAUCAGGGAAGUUUUGGAGAUACAUUCCAGACGAAUUAAAAAACAAAUUUUUCGAGCAUGCAAACCGGAAAAGGCUACUUGAUAAUACGGAAGUUAUAAGUUACAUUACACACAACCACCCUACGGAAGAGUUACGUGUGAUUCUUGACGAUCGUUGUCUUAAAUCGAAUUUUUCAUCGUCGGGCGAAGAAUACCAUCGAACUUCUGAUGAUUAUACAACGAAAGGUUCUUUAUCGCCAGAAGAUGAAGAAUAUAACCGAAUUUUCGAUGAUUGGAUUAGUAUCACUGAUACGCAAUUUGAUUCAUGA